CCGUGGGGAGCGCGCGUCAACUAGCCUCUUACUAGCCCGGCUCAGAAUAGGAUUUAGAAACCUGUAAAGGAGGUGGCAUCCUGUGCGAAAAGGAACUAUAACUAGCUAGAAGGAUCUUACUGGAAAAGGAAUUGGCUUCUUUGCUGAAUAUGCGAUUUGUUUAAACUCAUGAUCAUUGGCUAUACUUGUUUGGCCUUUCGGUGUUAUGCAGUUCCUUGUGGUGUAAUUAUGUCACCCUCCACUGUGUUGAUUUAAACAGAAAAUACAUGUACAUAAAGUUUAAUUAAUGCAGCCAUAAUGAAAAUGCAACAUCGGAUAUAAGCUGCCAUUACCUCGCAUUUCGGAAUUAGUCUUCCACACACCAAGUUCAACGUUACUACCGAAGUCUAAAACUCUCUCCGCUUGGGAGCUUCACGUGGCACGACGAAAUGCAUCUCGCACGCGUCUGUUUAGUGCUGCUGCUCGUGUCAAACUCAGUUACUGAUGCAACGGACUGGGCGGAGGGCGUGGUCGUGGGCGUGGCGAAAGGCGUGAGACAGAAUGAAGGAGACGCCCCUUGGCCUUCCAUCAAGACGAAACAAGAGGGGAAGCGCUAUAAAAAAAGGUGGGCGUCCUUCAGUGACAAACGUCAGGGGUACGACAGGAGGCCAAGGCCUUGCUGUGGAAGCGAGGUCUCUCACAAGGCGACGGAGCCUCUGGGUCAGUUCUCUCGGGUUAUCUCCGGACCGUCUGUGAAGAUUGAGGACGUCCCAAGCAAGGCCAGCGCCCCUCCUUCCGCCGUGACUGACCUGAGCGUGACCUCGCUGGCGCUGCUGGCCGACGGGCGGUAUGCGCUCGGCCUCGCGUGGACGGCGCCGGGGGGGUUCCUCGCAGGGGCAGCUUCCCACUACAUCUUCCGGUUAAGCGACGACCAAAGAGACCUCACGCAAUCGGGCUUUGACGAGGCCGCUGCGUGCACCCUCCUGCACGCCAAGUGGGAGGACCUCGAGCCUGUCCUCCGCCGGACUGGCACCCCGGUGGCCCUCAACGUCACCUUCAGCGGGGAACUGAACUGCGACCGAGAUUACUUCGUGGCCCUGAAAGCGAUAGACGACGGAGGAACUGCCGGUCGUGUGUCGAACCUCGCCUACUUCAACUCGGCGGGAAUGCGGUUCCCGGCGCCCUUCGACAGGACCAUAAGCGACCUGAAGAAACUAAUAGAGGAAAUGUCGAAUCGCAACGGAAGUCAGAAAACUAACAAGAAAAUGAAAAAUUCUAAGCGACACAACAAAAUUAAAUUACACAAAAUCCAAAAAAAUAUCAAGGAAACAAUUCAAAAAUUUCGAAAUCAGAAACAACGUAAGCAAACUAACAAGAAAAAUAAAACUCGUAAGCGACGGAAAAAAAUGAACAGAAAAUUACAGAAAGCUCGAAAAAAACAAAAACAAAUAAAAACAUUUCAGAAUCAUAACCGCAAUAGGAACUAACAGGAGGUUUUUGAAAUCACAGCUGACUUCAAGAAACUAAUAAAAGAAUUUUCAGAAAUUUACGUCUAUGCCAUGUGCGGCUAAUGGUUCUCUUUCACGCAGUAAUACACGAGGUUAUGUAAAUACGGCUGUUAUAAAUUUGCCAGUAAGGGAUUGAGCUAAUGAGCAGAUAUAAUAUCCAGUAAAAAUCAUAUGCAUAAAUAUGUGUGAAAGAUGGAAUAAUGCAAUACCGCAUUGAUAUAGAUGUAUAACAAUCCUCCCUGACCUAGCCUCGAACCUAGGUCACUCCGGGUAUGAGACCGGAGGGCCAGUA
Penaeus chinensis is the source of this 1779-nucleotide messenger RNA. RefSeq lists its product as uncharacterized. The record is from RefSeq and is a predicted model, not a curated record. The transcript has 6 exons. NCBI's taxonomy places the organism in Eukaryota, Metazoa, Arthropoda, Malacostraca, Decapoda, Penaeidae. The coding region runs from base 429 to 1466 and encodes 345 amino acids.